Penaeus vannamei (Pacific white shrimp) is the source of this 964-nucleotide messenger RNA. NCBI's taxonomy places the organism in Eukaryota, Metazoa, Arthropoda, Malacostraca, Decapoda, Penaeidae. The record is from RefSeq and is a predicted model, not a curated record.
CUCGCUUCAGCAGACGAUCAGUGAUGGGUUAACUAGUGAUGAGGGAGGAGGGCGAGACUGAUUUUGGGAUAAAUCGUGUUGGAUUAGCAACAAAAUGAGUUUGAAUCGAGAUACUUUCAUUCACCUAUUUGCUGGAGGGUGUGGUGGGACCAUGGGAGCUGUAGUAACAUGUCCCCUGGAAGUGGUGAAGACGAGGCUGCAGUCAUCCACCUUUGGCAUCAUGCACAACCUGCCUCCACCUGCAGCACAGCAGCGAGGCUCUACCACCUGCACAACUCUACCUCCCAUCCAUAGUCGGGGAGGUAACACACGAAGACUGUGUACUAGCGCCAUCAAGACUGGCACACAAGUCGUUCACCUAUCACAGCAGCUUCCCAAUCCGCGACCUCAUACGUUGUCACUCUUCCAUUGCUUGAAAUACAUCGUGGAGGUUGAAGGUCCACGAGCGCUGUUUCGAGGACUUGGGCCCAAUUUGGUGGGAGUGGCUCCAUCUCGGGCUAUAUACUUCUGUUCCUAUUCACAAAUGAAGAAAUUCCUUAACAAUCACCUCAGCUCAACCGAUACGCCCCUUGUACAUAUCCUUUCUGCCUCAUGGGCUGGUAAGUACCUUGCUCUUCCUGUUUCUUCUAUUUGUUGUGCUCUUGCUUCUAUUCUAAUGCUCCUACUUUUUCUUCUUCUUUUUUGUGGGAAUAUCUGUUUUAGAUUGAGGUUUUGUACAGUGCAAGAUGUAUAUAUGUGUGUGUGUGUUUCUUCUUCUUCUUCUUCUUCUUCUUCUUCUUCUUCUUCUUCUUCUGAAUCACGUCGAUGUGAGAUUAAGAAUGUACGUAUUAUUUGUUCAUGGUGCUAUUUCUGUCACGGUUUUAGUUUCCGUUACGCCACAGUGCACAGAAAGGUGUCGGCAGGAUACGGAAAACGACGCAGAUACGUGACUAGAAACAAGUCUUUUUUAGCAGCUGCCAUGUAG